AGGCAGCCUUUAGUCAGUGCCCCCCGGUAUAGCAGCAGCCUCUAGCCGGGGACACACCGCAUAUGUUGGGGCUGAAAUCUGACGAAAGGGUAGAUGGAGGGCUCUACGGAACAAAUGAGUCCUCUCUUAAGAAGAGGUCUAGAUGAGGAGGCGAUAGUCGAUCAUGGAAAGUCCAGCUUCACAACCCACACAAACUAUGACAGAGAUGACUUGGAAAGCCACAGAGCAGUGUACGUCGGUGUCCACGUUCCUCUCGGACGAGAAAACAAACGAAGGCACCGCCACAGAGGACACAGACAUCACAGAAAGAAGAAGGACAGAGACUCAGAGGAAGGAAAAGAAGAUGGAAGAGAAUCACCCAGUUAUGACACACCAUCACAGAGGGUACAGUUUAUCCUGGGAACAGAGGACGAUGACCUCGAGCACAUCCCCCAUGACCUUUUUACUGAGAUGGAUGAGCUCUCCUUUAGAGAUGGUGAUGCCAUUGAGUGGAGAGAAACUGCCAGAUGGUUAAAAUUUGAAGAGGAUGUGGAAGAUGGCGGUGAGAGGUGGAGUAAACCUUACGUGGCCACAUUGUCCCUGCACAGCUUGUUUGAGCUGCGUAGCUGCAUACUGAACGGUACAGUCAUGCUCGAUAUGAGGGCCAACAGCAUCGAGGAAAUUGCAGAUAUGCUGAUAGACAGCAUGGUGGCCUCAGGCCAGCUGAAGGAGGAUUUGCGCAACAAAGUGCGGGAAGCAAUGCUGAAGAAACACCACCAUCAGAACGAGAGAAAGCUCAGCAAUCGCUUCCCUCUGGUGCGAUCCAUUGCUGACAUAGGCAAGAAACACUCUGACCCACUCUUGCUUGAAAGAAACGGAGAGGGCCUGUCUUCCUCUCGUCUCUCUCUCCACAAGCCAGGGUCGUCGUCUUCUGUGUCCAACCUUUCCCAAAGACGAGAGUCAAGGGUCUCCGUUCUGCUCAACCACCUCCUGCCCUCUUCGUCCUACAACAGUGGGCUGUCUCCUGGCCCCUCCCCUUUCAGCACCCCUCAAAAUACCCCUUCAUUGUUUCGCCGCUCUCAGAGCCCAUCACGAACUCAUUGCGCAGCCCUCGGCCCUCAAGACAUCCCAGAAGUGGUUGUAUCUCCCCCUGAGGAUGACGACCCACCAAAUUCUGCAGAGGAGGACACGGUAUCACCACAGCUCAGCCGGCGAACGUCCUCGGCGCCACAGAACCUUGAGCUGCAGCCCUUAGAAGGACCACUUGUCUCUCCACACUCUCUCCCGAACAAUCUGGACAGCAACAAGGCAGCGGAAAGGCGGCCGUCCAAAGUAGGGGUCAGUAGAGAAAGCAGCAGUGUGGACUUCAGCAAGGUGGACAUGAAUUUCAUGAGGAAGAUUCCUCCGGGCGCAGAGGCGUCUAACGUGCUUGUGGGAGAAGUGGACUUUUUGGAAAAGCCCAUAAUUGCGUUUGUACGACUGUCACCAGCGGUCCUUAUCAUCGGCCUCACUGAGGUGCCUGUUCCCACAAGGUUUCUUUUCCUGCUUUUGGGCCCUCAUGGUAAAGGAGCACAGUACCAUGAAAUUGGCAGAUCCAUGGCCACACUAAUGACAGAUGAGAUAUUUCAUGAUGUGGCUUACAAGGCCAAAGACCGGACGGACCUCCUGUCUGGGAUAGACGAGUUCCUUGAUCAGGUGACUGUUUUGCCCCCUGGUGAAUGGGACCCCACGAUCCGAAUAGAACCCCCCAAAAACGUUCCAUCUCAGUUGAAGAGAAAGAGACCACAACAGGCCAACGGCAGUGCAGCGCCAGCUGGAGAGCAGGAAAAAGAGGAUGACCACCAUGCAGGGCCUGAGCUUCAAAGAACUGGGAGGAUUUUUGGUGGUUUGAUUCUGGACAUUAAGCGGAAAGCACCUUUCUACUGGAGCGACGUUAGGGACUCAUUCAGUCUUCAGUGUCUAGCCUCCAUCCUGUUCCUGUACUGCGCCUGCAUGUCCCCCGUCAUCACAUUUGGAGGUCUACUCGGAGAGGCAACGAAGGGCAACAUAAGUGCAAUAGAGUCUCUUUUCGGAGCUUCGCUGACAGGAGUGGCCUACUCCCUCUUCGCAGGCCAGCCCCUCACUAUUCUCGGCAGCACUGGGCCUGUUUUAGUGUUUGAAAAGAUCCUCUUCAAGUUUUGCAAUGAUUAUAGCUUAUCUUACCUGUCGCUGCGGACCAGCAUUGGUCUCUGGACGGCCUUCCUGUGUGCUGUGCUGGUCGCUACAGAUGCUAGCUCACUGGUCUGCUACAUCACCCGCUUCACAGAGGAGGCCUUUGCGGCACUCAUCUGCAUAAUCUUUAUCUACGAGGCUCUGGAGAAGCUGUUUCACCUCGGAGAAUACUUUCCUGUCAAUAUGCACAACAGCUUAGACAAUCUGACCUUCUACACGUGUCAGUGCUUUCCACCAGUCAACGCGUCAGACCAGCUGAUGCAGCGGUGGAACCAGACAGGUUACCACAGCUCCGGCUCCAUCCCAUGGAGCAGCCUCAACGUUUCGAUGUGUAAAUGGCUCCAUGGGGAGUUUGUGGGUCCUGCCUGUGGUCACCAUGGUCCCUACAUCCCAGAUGUUCUCUUCUGGUCUAUCAUCCUCUUCUUCACCACCUUCUUUCUAUCCUCAUUCCUGAAGCAGUUUAAGACAGAUAGAUACUUCCCCACUAAGGUGCGUUCCACCAUCAGUGAUUUUGCUGUUUUCAUAACCAUCAUGAUCAUGGUGUUGGUGGAUUAUCUGAUGGGGAUCCCCUCUCCUAAACUGAAUGUUCCGGACCGCUUUGAACCAACUUCAAAGAACAGAGGCUGGUUGAUGGAUCCAUUAGGGGAGAAUCCCUGGUGGACGCUGCUGGUGGCGGCACUUCCUGCUUUGCUCUGCACCAUCCUCAUCUUCAUGGACCAGCAGAUCACUGCAGUCAUCAUCAACCGCAAAGAGCACAAGUUAAAGAAAGGCUGUGGCUAUCACCUGGAUUUGCUGAUUGUAUCAGUAAUGCUGGGCGUGUGCUCUAUUAUGGGGUUACCAUGGUUUGUGGCGGCCACUGUCCUGUCCAUUUCCCACGUAAACAGCCUGAAGGUGGAGUCUGGUUGCUCUGCACCAGGAGAACAGCCCAAGUUUCUGGGCAUUCGCGAGCAGCGGGUCACAGGAUUCAUGAUCUUUGUCCUCAUGGGCUGUUCUGUUUUCAUGACGUCAGUUCUGAAGUUUAUUCCUAUGCCGGUCCUGUAUGGAGUCUUUCUCUACAUGGGGGUCUCGUCCCUUAAAGGCAUACAAUUCUUUGACAGAAUCAAACUGUUUGGCAUGCCAGCAAAGCACCAGCCUGAUCUGAUCUACUUGCGCUACGUGCCGCUGUGGAAGGUCCACAUAUUCACGCUGGUGCAGCUCACCUGUUUGGUUUUGCUCUGGGUCAUCAAGGCUUCUGCAGCAGCUGUGGUCUUUCCCAUGAUGGUUCUGGCACUUGUUUUUAUCCGAAAGCUUCUGGAUCUUUUUUUUACUAAGAGAGAGUUGAGCUGGCUCGAUGACCUGAUGCCAGAAAGCAAAAAGAAAACAGAGGAUGACAAAAAAAUCAAAGCACUUGAAAAUCUGGAGGAAGAGUUAGAGGCGCAGGAGGAAGAGGAGUUGGGACUGAAGGUCCGGUUUGGAGGUUCAACUCGGCUCAGCAUCUCAGGAAGUUCUGAUUGUGACCCACUGGUUGUAAAUAUCUCUGAUGAAAUUGUCCGAACGGAAGCGUGGAAGGCUGUGAACUCGAGUGCACAGCCUUGCGUCCCAUCUGAGAAGCGUGGUGAAAGCCAAGAGAAGGUGGCGUGCGUUAGAGUUGACGUGAGCCCAGACACACCAGGAGACGGCUCUGCCACAGAGACCUUCCUGUGACGAAGGAAGAGCCCAAUCUUCUCCCUUGGACCUUCACAACAAUUCCUCACUGAGCCGGUGCUUGUCAGGAGGGCAAAGAGGAACGGAAGCGGCACGAUCUGUCUGCAAAACUCCCUUCUCCUUUCACGGGGUGCCGACGAGCUCCCACAAAAACACAAUUCCAGCUCUUCCAGUAACACUCCAGUCUGGAAGUCCUACAUGUUGAUUACCAAGAUGCACUACAUAUCACACAUCCUCACAGAUGGAAGGAAAUACUCAACACUUUCUGUUUUGGAGUACUCUUAAUUUAGCUUUUUUUUUGCCUCCUGCUUUGAUGUCACAGGAAUGGCCUCUCUUAUAGGGUCUAAGAAUUGAACCCUAAUUUCAGCCAUUUUUUUUUUACUUUUACUGUUAUUGUUGAGAUAAUCUCAAGUUGUUGUUGGCUGAACACUUUUAUUAAGUUAAACCAGCUUGAAAUGUUGUUUCAUAAAAGCCAUUAAAGUGCUUUUUGUGUUUAUUAUGAAGAUGGUUUUGCACAGAGAGUGAUGCAAACCAAAUCAGAGGGGUGUUCAGAACAUGACUGCAACACAUCGCCACUGCAAUACGUCCUGGAUUCAGACCCAAGUCUUCUCUCUCCAGGAUAUUUAGUGUUAAUAUCGCUGCUUGGACAUUGUUUCACUGUUCAACACACAUCGUGUUUGUUAUUUCUUAAAGUAAUCUAUACUGUACUGUUUUCAUUUGUACUGUGAUAGAAAAAGUCACGUUAGAGGCCAUAUAAAGUCUGUACUGUACAGUGAGCACUUUGCUAGGAAAGGUGAAAAAUAGAUUCUAUUGAAUUAUUGAAAUGAUCAAUUCCCACAGUAUCCUCUCCAGAUGUUGUUCGAAAGCAAUUCAAGAUUGAUUUCCAACAGCAACCGAUGAUAAACUAUUUUAAUAAAGAAACAAAAGUGUAAAAUAAGAGAAUAUUUGUGAUCCCAGUUAGAUGCACUUGUUUUUAUACUGUCUGUAUUCCUGUGAAUAUUAUUGUGUUUGUCGUACAAAGAUGUCUAGAGUUACGGAUACCUUUAUGCAAAAUGUUUCCACUGAAUAUGUUCAAAAAGCUAUUAGAAAAAAACCUCACUCUGUAUUUUCUUCCAAAGGCAGUCAUGCUUUAGCAAUAACUAUUCCAACAAGGUUCAAUGUUUGGACUCCUUCAAGAAUGAUUUGUGUUUGUGCGUUUCAUCAGCUGUGUGUAGCGAUCCUACCAACAAUAGCUUAUGUGCCUUGUUGAAGCUCUUUAUGUGCGAGUGUUGUGCUGAUUAUCCCCAACGUUCCACAUGAUGGCACACAGACUCCAAAGACGGGCCAUCCGUUGCACAGUUUAUUUGUUGUUGUGUCGUUCUGACGUCUGUGUGAAUGUCUAGUUUCCAAUUUCAGAACAUAACUACAAGCUGUUUUUAUGCGUGUGUGUAUGUGUGUGUUCUGCUGUAGUAUUUGCUCCCCACUAAAACAUGCAAACAUGAAAAGAUCUUAAUAACACAGAGGUACAGUUUCCUAUUUAAACCAUCAGUGAAUGUUAAAUUAUUGUGGUGUCAAUGUAAAAUGAAAACAUUUAUUUAUUUUGCCAAAAAGAAAGAAAGGUAUUACGCUUCACUCGUGGUUCAUUCUGACCAAAGUGAAUAUUUAUCCAUAGUGUUUGCAUUUUCUGAUUUUGUCUUAUUAGAUACCCUAUUUUCAUGGGAUCACACUUGAAUUGGAGUUCUUUAAAUUUAAAUCAAAAGAAUCAGCUACAAAAAGAAGCAAUAUUUAAAGCUUCAGAAUCAGCAAACAAAAGGUAUUUCUACUAACGCACGAACCGUUGGUGAAGAACUUUGCAUUCUGUUGUUUGGUUGAUGACUUCUGUCAUUUCAGAUUGUUGCAAAGCAAUAAAAUGGAACAUAUUCUGA
This is a messenger RNA of Nothobranchius furzeri (turquoise killifish), 5777 nucleotides long. RefSeq names its product sodium bicarbonate cotransporter 3. Gene Ontology annotation, biological process: monoatomic anion transport; transmembrane transport; regulation of intracellular pH. Lineage: Eukaryota; Metazoa; Chordata; Actinopteri; Cyprinodontiformes; Nothobranchiidae. Gene Ontology annotation, cellular component: apical plasma membrane; plasma membrane; basolateral plasma membrane. Gene Ontology annotation, molecular function: solute:inorganic anion antiporter activity; monoatomic anion transmembrane transporter activity; sodium:bicarbonate symporter activity. The record is from RefSeq and is a predicted model, not a curated record.